This is a messenger RNA of Uranotaenia lowii, 972 nucleotides long. RefSeq lists its product as uncharacterized. The record is from RefSeq and is a predicted model, not a curated record. Lineage: Eukaryota; Metazoa; Arthropoda; Insecta; Diptera; Culicidae. The transcript is spliced from 5 exons. Bases 209 to 646 code for a protein of 145 amino acids.
CGGCAAGCGAAAUCGCGCUUUUCUUGUUUGUGAGGAUCUAUUGGCCUUAUAGAUCCUUCGAAUAAGAGUGGUGUAAUGAUUUCAGCGAAUUUGUGCACUUGAAAUUUUUGCCCUUGCCCCAUCACGAGGAUUGUUAUUUGUGCUGCUGGAUGAUUGUGCUCUCUAUGAUGUUUCUGCUGGUCGAUGAGAAUCCUAGCUGAAAUUAUGGAUGUUUUUAUGCUUUUCAGGAAUCAUAGAUCGCGCGAAACCUUGCCAUGUUGUGAUGACUGACUGUGUGAAGAUCAGCCGCGGAAAAUAUGCCAAGGGAUUUCCCUUUUUCAUCUGCGACCUCGAAACAAUUUGUGCCCCUUUUGGCGAUGAUGACGCAGGGAACAAAUUGUGGGCCAAUCUUGGCGUUGAAAUGGUUACCCGCCGAGGAUUGUCGGAAGCUCCUUUUGAAGACACGCUGGCCUACCGUAAAAGAGGCGAUCGUAUUGACGUUAGCAGCCAACAUCGCAAUUUUGCAAUCCUCGCGCGUGUUCCGGAAGAGGACGUCGAAUUUCCGGCCUUCAUCCCACGGAUACGACAUGUUCCGGAAAAUUCGAACCAUAUCGAGAUAAUAGUCCUGGAACUUUUCUCGAGGACCUUGCCUACGAGAGUUCAAUAGGCGUUCAUAUUGGAAGUCGAUGUCUACAGCUUUCAAGAUUCCCCGUAGGGUGCGUUCGCGUUUAGAACGGGAAUCCUCAGGCGCAAAGGCCUUGCGUAUGCGUAACUCAUGGCUGAGUUCUUCCUCUGAAAGGUGAGCAGUGUUUAGCGAAGCAUACAAAGUUUUUAGAUGAGUAAGAUCCAUUGUACAGCUUAGGAAAUUAAAAUGAAAUACUAUUUGAAACAAACUUUAAAAUGGCCAGAUAACGAACAAACAAUUUAAAAAUUAUACUAUAAGGAACCUAAAAAUAUUAAAAAACAAAAGACAGUCUAUAUCACAGUUGAAAA